UGUGUGGUUUGACCAUCGAGUAACAAUUAACCAGUCAAAUAAAAAUAUGAAGGCAUUUGUGCUCGUAGCCACCUUGGUAGUUGUAGUCCAAGGACGCCCAGAAGCUGGUUAUAGUUACUCAGGCCCAGCAAUAAGACCAUCAGGAAGUUAUGGGGCACCAGGAGUAGGUGCUAGUAUUGGAGGAGGUUUUGGCCAUGGAUUAGGAAGUGGAAUCGGUAGCGGUAACGGUGGAGGAUAUAGUAGUGGUUUUGGUAAUAAUGGACAUAGUCAAAUUGGUCUUGUACAAAAGCAUGUAUACUUACAUGUUCCACCACCAGAACCAGUAGAAUAUAAACCACCAAAACCAGUAGUAGUUCCAGCACCCCAAAAACACUACAAAAUUAUCUUCAUUAAAGCUCCAACUCCACCAACCCCAACUGCACCAGUAAUCCCAGUUAUCCCACAAAAUGAAGAGAAAACACUUGUAUACGUUUUGGUGAAGAAGCCAGAAGAACAACCCGAAAUUGUUAUCCCAACAGCUGCACCAACACAGCCAGCUAAGCCAGAAGUAUACUUCAUCCGAUACAAGACACAAAAAGAAGGAGAUGGUGCCACUAGCAGUGGUAUUUCAGGAGGUCAUGGUGUAAGUACAGGUGCAUCAGCUUUAUCACAAAGCUAUGGACCACCAGACCAAAGUAAAUCAUACUAAAAGAAAAUCGGAGAGCCACGAAAAAUUCAUCACAUUCAUAAAAAACCAUUUUGGAGUUAAAACAUACAGAGUUUAAACGAUAAUUUCAUGAAAAUGAUGUUUAAAAUUGCUAAAAACAAGAUAAAUAAUUCUUGUACAAAGUAGUUUCAUU
This is a messenger RNA of Chrysoperla carnea, 839 nucleotides long. RefSeq names its product eukaryotic translation initiation factor 4G-like. The record is from RefSeq and is a predicted model, not a curated record. The coding region runs from base 47 to 688 and encodes 213 amino acids. The transcript has 2 exons. Lineage: Eukaryota; Metazoa; Arthropoda; Insecta; Neuroptera; Chrysopidae.